Molecule: messenger RNA, 4083 nt
Organism: Nothobranchius furzeri (turquoise killifish)
Lineage: Eukaryota; Metazoa; Chordata; Actinopteri; Cyprinodontiformes; Nothobranchiidae
Source: RefSeq, a predicted model, not a curated record
GUAUUUUAAAGGUCCCCCAAAAAAUCGCGAUAAAACUAGCUCCACAACGCCCCCUAGAAAAAGAAAAAUAACCCCCUCCGUAAACCUUAGUUUGUCGUACAGUGAUGAAAUUUUGUACACUUGUAGUACUCAAGAGUCCGUACAGAAAAGCCUCUUGCAACCAUGGUCAACAUCAAACAAGAAGUCGGCCAUUUUGGUUUGAAGUGGUGAUUUUGACCCCGUUUUGGCCGUUUCUAGGGUUCGCUUCUGAUUGAUUUACUCAGUCAUUUUUCGCACGAUCGUCUUGAAAGUUGUGGGAAAUUGCUCAGAAGGGAUGGGCGAUCAAAUAGAAAAAUAAAACUGACUUUUCAUAUAUGCUGAGGGGGCGGGACCAGGCCUCGAAUUUCGACUAUUCGCCAAAAAAAUAUAAAUGGCUAUAACUUCAUACUCGAAUAGAGUUACAAAAAUUUCUGUGGUCAUUCGACAUCCAGCCACAAACUAAAUUGAAUGGUCGGAUGAUGACAUCACACAAGCCCCGCCCCGUCAGGACCAUAAAGGUCAAGUUUUACUGUGAUAGGUCCCAAAUUGCCCCAUUUCACUUAAUCACCACACAUUUGUAGCUGGCAACUCAAGACAAGUGGAUGUUUCUUGGCAUCACUUUAUGGGAGUUUUCGAUUAAACUCAGCUGGGUCAAGCCCCGUGGAGUUAUUAGGGCAAACCUGGCUGGAAUCUAACAGUAUUGACUCAUAUCAGUGACCAUUAUGUAAGGACCCAGAGUCUCUGGUUUCUCUUUUAUGGUUAUUAUUGUCGGCCAUAAUCUACGCCUAACAAACUCUUAACCUCAAAAUAAAACGUUAAUACUAACGUUAACUAUUCAAACCGUUACAAUAUGUUUCAGGAAAUUUGGCCACUCUGGCUCUCCGUAGGUGUUUUCAGAUUACACGGGGGAAGGAGAGUUUUGGCUCGUCUCUCACAAGCAGGAUAAAUGAAUAGAUCUUCUUUGGCAGCGAUGGGGAAAAGCCUCACUUAAACAUGAAGGAGCGUCUCUAAAUAAUAAAAAAAAAAUCAGGAAGCUAAAUGCAAAGUUUAUGGUAGAACACUGACCCAGAGGUUUUCUGAUUGAGCAGACUUGUGAGAAUACAUGUAGUGGCCGCUUAGAGACGGCACAAGCUAGUCGCUAGCAUAGCGGCUAGUUGAGUUGUAUUGAUAUAAAGUCAUCUUGUUUGAAAUUAUAUCAACUUUUUAAGGAUGUGUGUAUAUUUCCCAGCCCUAAUCCAGACAUCUCAUAGUCAUUGUUCCACCAAUCACAGCCGUCUAUCCCUGGUACUAAACACCAGGACUGAUCACACAUGGAGCCUCUAACUAAGCCAUCACCACUGAUACAAACCUUCUCGCUCAAUGGUCCUCUCACUGGUCUCCUCACUCUGAGAAUAUGUUGUAUGGAGGUUCAAAGAACAGUUUCCAAUUGUAAAAAAUAAAAAUAUAAAACUGUAUAGGGGACCUCAUUUCUUAAGAAAAUUAUUCACCAUUUUCUUUUUCUUUUUUUUUGACAGGUGACAAAAUGAUCCCAAGUAAUAUUUCUUCGACUGCAAGCUCCACAAAUGAAACCAUAGUGGAAAAUAAAGCUGCCACAGCCAUGGGCACACUGAUCUUAAGUCUGGUUUUCCUUGUGGGAUUCCCUGGAAACAUCUUUGUCACCUGGAGCAUCCUGGCUAGAGCUCGAAAGCAAUCCAUUACAACCCUACUCAUUCUCAACCUAUCCAUUGCUGACGGCUCCCUAAUGGCUCUUACCCCAUUCUUCAUUGCCUACCUUGCAAUGAUGAACUGGACGAUUGGCAAUGUGAUGUGUAAAAUCCUCUUCUACCUCUGUUUGCUCAACAUGUAUGCCUCUAUUUACCUCAUCAUGGUGAUGAGCAUUUUUAGACUGCUGUCGGUGUUGUGGCCACGGCGGAUUAGUGUCAUCACUGGCAAGAGGACGAUCAUGCGUGUGCUGGCAGUUGUAUGGGGGUUUGUGGUUAUCGCCUCUAUUCCAGCACUUUUCUUCCGAGAAGUGAGGCCAAAAAGGACUUCCCCAGGCAUGGCGUGUGAUUGCUUUCACGAUGAAGACAUGCAAGUGGUUUUGCAGUACAUGCUGGAACUUGUACUGGGAUUUCUAAUACCUUAUGGAGUCAUUCUAGUUAGCUAUAUUUGCAUCCUGCGACGGAUCAGACGAACCAGAUUCCACCGUCGCAUUCGCAGCGAAAAGCUAAUUAUGGCCAUUGUGUUGACCUUCUGCCUAUUUUGGCUGCCUUACCAUCUUAUCAACAUGGUGCAAGUUACGUGGGCUCUCUGUCCAGAGGGUAAAGUCAAAGCAAUGUUAGACACAAUAUGGCGCCGGAGUCGAGCUGUUUCCUCAUCUGUUGCCUUCAUGAGCAGCUGUGCCAACCCGGUGCUCUACUUCUUUGCUGGAAAGUCCUACAUCAGACGAGAGGGGCUGGCGUUCAUGGCUCGCUUGUUUGAGCGUACAGCUUUGGACAGCAACAGGAAAAGCCGGCAGAACAGCCACGAUAGCCGGGACAAAGACAAAGAUGCAGAAAUCGUUACGCUCAAAAACAAAGACAUAGAAGACCUGGAGUCUGCUACAAAUUCAAGUAGUAAAGUAAAAUGUGAUAAAUAGAGAAGAAACAAGGAGAUGUGUUUGAUGGUGGCCUCUCUGGAACAAGAAGCCAUCCUUUGAAUCUCCAAUGUAAAUGUAGCAUUGAGAGUGCCAUGCUAAACUUGUUUCUGGUAAACAUUGACGACAACAUGAGGGACAACUCAUUUGCUGUUACAGACUUUGGAAUCACAUGGAUGCUAACCCUGGAAAUGCUUCCACACCGAGGGUCUAAAAUUGGUGUUUUCAACUAUAAUCAGAAAGGUGGCUAUGGGCCAGUGCUGUGAAAGGUGCUGCUGGAUUCCAUCCACUCAAAAAUGACUGCAAUGCACAUCCAAUACUGGUCCAAACUAUAAAGGUAAAAGCAGAAAACCUUGUCUUAUUUUUUAUUUUUUUUGCAGAAGCUGUCGCCAAUAAACUUUCAGAAAAAAAACACAACUUUUGCACAGUUAUGUUACUUUUACAGCGAUAAGUUAAAAGUCGAGAAACGCAUUGAGAAAAAUGGUGCAUUCACAUCUGGGUCGACCCAGCCUGGUCUUGAAAGCACUGGCCCAGUCAAGCACAGCCAAGUUUUGUUCACACAGCAUUCUCUGGAACACGGAAUCUCCGAGCAUGUGGGCAGGGUUAAAGACGCUCAGAGAAGUCUGUAGUGUCCUCCUUAAUUGGUAAACAAAGGCAGUGUGUUGGGUCAGUUCUGCCUGAAGCGAACUACCGGAAGAGAAGGUCUGACAACAUGGUCGGUUGAGCACGGAAAACACGCUGGUUACCCAGAUGUGAACACAACAUACCAUUCCUGGGCGGUUCCGAGCCAACCCAGAUGUGAAAACGCCAUUAGAUACUUUUAAUGACCCCAUCAUCUGAGGGCUGAUGCUUUUUGUCCAUAGCUUCUUUUUGUGCAUAAAUGAUUCAUUUGUUUGUUAUUUGUUAUUAUUUUUAUAAAAUUUUGUAAAUCAGGGUAACAAUUUUCACUUUAUUUGUAAAAAAAUAUAAAAUAAAAAACUAUUUUGUUAUAACUUCAGAGCAAGCUGUCCAUGCAAGCAGUCGGGUCCUCUGCUGCUACUCUUCAAUGAUGCACUAAAUGCAGAGGUGUGGACUCGAGUCACAUGACUUGGACUCGAGUCGGACUCGAGUCAUUAUUUCAAUGACUUCUGACAUGACUUGAUAAAAUUUAUAAAGACUUGACUCAGACUUGAAUAACGAUGACUUGUGACUUGAAUCGACUUGCUUCUGUAAUGUCCAGCAAUGGUCAGUUUUUAAGUACAGUUUGACCCUUCAAUAUCUGGUCAAAAUGGAGGCAUGAGACUGCAUGUGUUCCCUUUAAUCUGCCUGCCUUCAUCCCAUCAGCUGAAGCUCAGAGCCUCUCUGCAGCUCUGAACACAUGAUAACGUAUUGUCAACAGUGAUGUUCUCUCCUCAAGGCUUCCCUUAUCAUUCAUGCCUCUGAAUAAGUGAACACUCGCAGCUCGGAUUAGU